Molecule: messenger RNA, 1697 nt
Organism: Polyodon spathula (Mississippi paddlefish)
Lineage: Eukaryota; Metazoa; Chordata; Actinopteri; Acipenseriformes; Polyodontidae
Product: ectonucleoside triphosphate diphosphohydrolase 3-like
Exons: 9
Coding region: 5-1501 (498 amino acids)
Biological process (GO): nucleoside diphosphate catabolic process
Cellular component (GO): plasma membrane
Molecular function (GO): UDP phosphatase activity; GDP phosphatase activity
Source: RefSeq, a predicted model, not a curated record
GAAAAUGGCAUCAAAACUAGCAGCUGCCAUCGCUGCCUUCUUUCUGUUGGCCAGCCUGGCUGUCAUCAUUACAGUGGCUAUUAUUCAGAUCCAUAAAAAAAGCUAUGUGUCACCAGGCUUAAAGUAUGGGAUCGUCCUUGAUGCUGGCUCUUCACGGACUACAGUGUAUGUUUACCAAUGGCCAGCAGAAAAGGAAAACAACACAGGAGUGGUGAAUCAGACCUUGAGGUGUGAUGUUCAAGGUCCUGGAAUCUCAAGCUUUGGCCUUGAUACUAAACAAGACGAGAAGACGUGGAAUUCAUUUAAUGACUGCAUGAACAAAACUAAGAGCAUUAUCCCGACUGUCCAGUAUAACGUAACACCCAUCUAUCUAGGAGCAACAGCUGGGAUGAGAUUGCUAAGGUCUGAACAUGAAACUGCAGCCUCUUCGAUCCUCUCAACUAUGCAGGAAUACCUCCAGUCCUGGCCUUUUGAUUUUAAAGGGGUUUCAAUAAUUACUGGCCAGGAAGAGGGAAUUUAUGGAUGGAUUACUGCCAACUACCUAAUGGGCAAUUUCGUGGAGAAAAAUCUCUGGAAUUCUUGGGUUCGACCUCAUGGGGCAGAGACCACAGGCUCUCUGGACCUGGGCGGAGCCUCCACACAGAUAGCCUUCACUCCCGAAGAGGACACCAAGCCAAACAGUACCACAGCAGUGGUGAUGUACGGAUACGAGUAUCAAGUGUACACUCACAGCUUUCAGUGCUACGGCAGAGAUGAAGCAGAGAAGCGACUACUUGCAGCACUCGUGCAGAGGUCUUCUGGCAAAACCUAUGCAGAAAACCCAUGUUAUCCUCAGUAUUACAACGCCACAGUCAAUGCCAAGUAUAUAUUUGGAAGCCAGUGUACUGCGGCACAGAGACCUGCAGAUUACAACCCCAAUCAGCAGCUCACCAUCCUGGGAACCGGAGAUCCAGCUCUCUGCAGAAAAGAAGUGCUCUCCAUGUUCAACUUCACUGCCUGUCCAGGGGAACCAAACUGCUCCUUCGAUGGGGUCUAUCAACCAGGCAUCAAUGGAAAGUUUGUGGCCUAUUCUGGAUUCUAUUAUACUGCUGUGGCUUUAAACUUAAGGGGAUCAUUCCAGCUUGACACCUUCAACUCAAGCUCAUGGUCCUUCUGUUCACAGGAAUGGCCUAAACUUCAAGAAAUGCAUUCGAGUGUAAAACAAUCCUACCUGAAAUCUUACUGUUUCUCAGCAAACUACAUCUAUAGCCUGCUUGUGAACGGUUACAAAUUUGAUGGGCAGUCCUGGCCACAGAUUAGUUUCCAGACAGAGGUUGACAACAGCAGCAUAGCUUGGUCCCUUGGCUACAUGCUGAACCUCACCAACAUGAUCCCGUCUGAGGCCUACCUUGUCAAACUGCCCAUGACCAGCUCUGUCUUUGCGGGCCUCCUCUUCAUGUUCUCGGCACUGGCCAUUCUCAGCCUCAUGUUUCUGAUCAUAUCAGUUGUGCGGUCAUGUUAAUCGUCACAGGUCGGACUUCACUACUAACACAGGGUUUUUCAAACAGACAUUUGAGGGAGGAGGCUACCGCACUGGAAGGAAAGAUGUAAACUCUCUUAAAAUUGAAGGUGGUGCCAUCUAAAGACUUUGGAUAAAAGCUCUGCUUCCUAGUCCAAGAGAGGCGCUGGAUAUCGGCUGCUUUGUGCUUACCAUUCAG